AUGUCUCAAUCUCUAAUCAUUUUCAAUCCAUCGGGUAAAGUUGAGUAUCAAUUCAACAACAAAAUAACCCCAUUCAAUGACUUCAUCUCCACCUUGAUCAACGAAACACAGAUUGAUUUAGAUCAAAAUUUCACCACCGACACCAUUAAUCAGAAACGAUUCUAUUGCUAUCACAAGGAGAAUAUAUAUGUGGUGCUAUACUUUGAUGCCAUAACAACGAUAAACAGUGAUAAAAUAAAGCAAGCACUCAUAGGAAUCUACAAGACGUACAGAAAAUUCGAAGAAUCUGACGACCUAGGAGUGGAUAAAUUUCGUAACUUAGUCGACCUACAAUUUAACAUUUUGAUGAAGUCAAAGCAAACUGUCGAAGAACCUGCGUCUAACAAAGAUAUUAAAGGCUCUAGCAAUGGAUCAAAGCCCCAGAUGAAACAAGCACACACACAAAAGCAACCGUCGUCUAAGAAAAUGAGAAAGUGGGAUAAUAGUGGUGAAAUGGUUGACUAUUCGGAUAACCAAGUAUUGGAUUACUCCAGCAGCCAAGGUCAGGAUACUUCGACUCAACCAAAGGAAAUGAAGGUGAAUAAUGAAGCUGCAUUUACAAAGGAUAGUGAUUUAGUUUUGGUCAACGAAUUGAAUGACAUAUUGAAUGAAUCAGAUGAGGAUGAAGAGGAUGAAGCUCAAAGCAAACCUACGGGGUUCUUUGGCAAAAUUGGAUCAUAUUUUGGUGGUUCCAUUGAUGUUGAUGAAGUUUCAAAAAAGUUUAAUGAACAAUUAAUUUCCAAAAAUAUAGCACCAAGUACAGCAAAGACCAUCAUCGAUAAGCUUAAGUCAAGACUUGCAGGUAAAAAGGUGAAUAUGGCCACUUACAAGCAAACCUUAGUCGAUGAGCUCACUAAAAUUCUUACCCCAAAUGUGUCGACCGAUUUAUUAUACGAGAUCAAGAGAAAUGAUACAGGCAGACCAUAUGUUAUAUCAGUUGUGGGUGUCAAUGGAGUUGGGAAGUCCACCAAUCUCGCCAAGCUAGCUUAUUGGUUCCUCCAAAACAAUCUCAAUGUGCUAAUAUGUGCUUGUGAUACAUUCAGGUCAGGGGCAGUCGAGCAAUUGAAGGUGCAUGUAAAUAACCUUGACCGAUUGAAUUUGGAGUUUUCUAACAAGUCUAAAAUUGCAUUAUUUGAGAAGGGCUAUGGUAGCGGUGAUCAUGUAGUGCAAACUGCAAAAUCAGCAAUACAAUACGCCACAGAAGAGCAUUUCGAUGUGAUGUUGAUUGAUACUGCUGGUAGAACACAUUCAAACGCUAAACUAAUGGCACCUUUGAAAAAAUUUGGAGAUGCUGCUAAUCCAAACAAGAUUAUUAUGGUGGGGGAAGCAUUGGUUGGUACCGACUCCGUCGAGCAAGCUAUAAACUUUAAUAAUGCAUUCGGGAAUAGGAGAAACUUGGACUUUUUCAUAAUCUCCAAGGUGGACACAGUUGGUGAUUUGGUAGGAACGAUGAUCAAUAUGGUUAUGGCGACAAAAGUCCCUAUUUUGUUUGUGGGUACAGGGCAAACAUAUACUGAUAUCAAGAGGUUGAGUGUGAAGCAAGUCGUAGACAUGUUGACCAAGUAA
Lodderomyces orthopsilosis Co 90-125 is the source of this 1605-nucleotide messenger RNA. RefSeq names its product Signal recognition particle receptor subunit alpha (gene SRP101). The transcript has a single exon. The coding region runs from base 1 to 1605 and encodes 534 amino acids. Gene Ontology annotation, molecular function: signal recognition particle binding; GTPase activity; ATP hydrolysis activity. Gene Ontology annotation, biological process: SRP-dependent cotranslational protein targeting to membrane. Gene Ontology annotation, cellular component: endoplasmic reticulum membrane; signal recognition particle receptor complex. The record is from RefSeq and is a predicted model, not a curated record. Lineage: Eukaryota; Fungi; Ascomycota; Pichiomycetes; Serinales; Debaryomycetaceae.